CUGGUGUGGGAGGAUGGUGACUGUGACCACAGUCCUGAAGGUGGUGGGCCUGUUUGUUGCAGAGCUCAUCAGCUCCAUCACAGACUGGUUCCAGACCAAACCAGAAUGGGCCAACUUAGAAGUGCUGGAGAAAACAGUGCUGAAGACAAGCGGAGGAGUGCAUGAAAAGCACGAGGCCAAAACUCUGUGGGAUAAGAGCGGAGCUGUGAUUAUGGUCGAGGCCGCUGAGCUGUCCUCUCUGAAGUCCCAGCUGGAGGACCUUGACGUCCCUCUGUUUGCCGUGGUGAAGGAAAACCGUGGCAAGGAACUGGACUGCUUCAAGAAGUACUUCUCUGGGAAAGUCUAUGUAGAUCAGCAGAGAAAAUUCUAUGGCCCUCAAGAGAGGUGGAUGUUUCUCUCCAUGUUUCUGCGGAUUGGUGUGUGGAAGAAUAUCUGGAGGGCAUACCGGAGGGGUGUCAGGGGAAACCUAAAAGGUGAAGGAUUUGUCCUGGGAGGAGUCUUUGUCAUUGGGCCAGGAAAUCAGGGUAUUCUACUGGAGCACCGUGAGAAAGAAUUUGGUGACAAGAUGUUCCGCGGCCGCGAGGUGGAGGCUUCCCCCGCGCUGCUCAGCAGUCCCCCUGGGGAGCCCUGCCCCGAGUUUCUAGCAGCCCAGAGCGCUCUUUUUCACCAAAGCAAAGCCAGAGCAAUGUCGUCCGGGUCCGGACUGGAAGGGGAACUGAUCCAGAUGGGGAUGUGGUCUCUGGGUCUGGGGGCCGUGGGAGCGGCCGUGGCCGGAAUCCUCCUGGCCAACACUGAUCUGUGUCUCCCCAAAGGCGCCAGCGCGUCUCUGGAGUACCUGGGAGACGCGGACCUGCGCUCCACCGUUGAAGACGACAGGGUCAUCAAAGCGAAGCGCCUGUGGGAGAGGGACGGGGCCGUGGUCAUGGCCGAGGCCGCUGAGCUGUCCUCUCUGAAGCCCCAGCUGGACGAGCUCGGGAUCCCACUGGUGGCCGUGGUGAAGGAGAACGUCGGGACAGAGAUCCAGGACUUCAGGCCGCACUUCGCCGGGGACAUCUAUAUCGAUGAACAGAAACAUUUCUACGGCCCGCUUCAGAGGAAGAUGGGGGGGUUGGGCUUCAUUCGUCUCGGAGUUUGGCAGAACUUCAUGCGGGCUUGGAGAUCUGGUUACCAGGGCAACAUGAACGGAGAGGGCUUCAUCCUGGGGGGAGUGUUUGUCAUCGGAGCAGGAGAGCAGGGAAUCCUCCUGGAGCACCAAGAGAAGGAGUUUGGCGAUAAGGUGGCCAUCGCAGAUGUUUUAGAGGCUGUGAAGAAAAUCCAGCGGGUGAAGUAACUUGCGUUAGCCACAGAGCAUGCCCACCGCGUUAGAUCGAUGCUAAAACGAACAAGACAUGGACAUUUUUCACCAGACACGUAGCGCUGUGUGUUGUGUGCGACGUCUACUGUGAAGAUGUCUCUGAAAACGGAGCUGAGAAAUGCAGGACAGAGCUAGUGUUAUUCCAGCAUUUUACACAGACUGCUCUUUAUUCCAGCCACCACCCACAAGGGCAUUACAGUAAUCCAUCCUCUAGAGAACCCCUCUCAUAUUUGGUACUAAUUCUGUUGAUCAGUUAUUAAGAGGUACGUAUUUAAUGCCAUCCCUGUGUGAAAGCUUCUUUUAUUUCUGCCUGGUUCAGGCACCUGAACGUCUUCUAUCAUGAGAAACGGUGUGCAAGCCUGAGUGUGUGAUAAUGAAAACCUGACUCUAAACUCACUAACGAGAGGAGCAGGUUUGAUGCCCAAACUCACACAAAGGCUCGGCCACCGUCCUCGCGCUGGGGGCUGUUCUCGGUGCAGGUUUUUGCUGGUACGUGAUUGUAUGUUCCUGCACAUGUACAAACUAACGGCAGAUGAAAAAAUAAAAUGAGUUCAACACAG
Molecule: messenger RNA, 1914 nt
Organism: Menidia menidia (Atlantic silverside)
Lineage: Eukaryota; Metazoa; Chordata; Actinopteri; Atheriniformes; Atherinopsidae
Source: the annotation of a GenBank genome assembly